AUGCACUACAAGGAAGGAAUGAAGGUAUCAGAUGACUACAUUUGCAUCCCUAUGGAUGCUAUUCCCAAACACUCAUGGCAUUCAUAUGCAUCAGUGCUUAACCAAAGCCAGCUGACAAGUUUGUUCCAGGAUUAUUGCUACUAUCUUCAGCGGAAACCCAUUGGAUUGCAAUCAGUAAUUGUCCGUUUCUGUCCCAAAGGGACCGGAUGCAUUCACAUCCACUUUCUUAAGGAGUAUGGGGAGGAGUCAUUCCCGGUAAAUAUUGAGGGCCACCAUUGUGGGGGUCAUAUAAUCGUCUCCUACAACGGUUCUGACUCUGGGGACGGGAUUUGGAACUGUAUGAAGGACCACAACAAUUGUUGUAAUCACAUCACCAAAGCAAGACACCACUUGCGCAAGCUGGUGACCUCGAACCCAAGUGCUCAAGACAAUCAAGGCAAGAAUUUGGAUCCAAAUGAUGUCCUGCAGGUCUCAGUGCUUCCUCCAUCAUGGGGGAUCCUCCCAUCCAAUCUACAAGUAAUUUCCCACCCACUCCCACUCCAAAAGACCCCAGACCUGCUCAAGUUAAAUAACACAGCAGCAUGUAUCUGUCGUCAAGAGACUGAGGAUGACAAUACUAGACAAGACCCUACUGGCCCGGAUUACCUGACAGAAGAUAGCCACGAGGUGUCAUCUGAUCAUGCACCAGAUAGUCUUUUAGACCAUCUGGAGGCUGCUUCUGAUGUUGAACAUCAUUUACAGCUCAUCAAUCCAAGCAUUCAACUUCUCUUCUCAACACAUUACAGUACCAUACAGUCCAAGCCUAGACCACCAAAAGCAUAUCAUAGUCUCUUUGUCCAGCAUCCCAACACUGUCACUGCAUCCUCCUUGUACUACAAUCAUCAAGUUGAGCAAUACCCACCGGCACUAAUAGGUCUGUGCAUCUGGAUGUACAAUGAUCCACCACCCUGCGUUGAGGGCACUGACCAGUAUCAGCUGGGAACUGGCAAAAGUAUGCCACUUGUCCAGCACCAUCCACACUAUUCCCAUCUCAAAAAUGACCUGCGGAAUGAACCUGAUGGCCGCAGAGGCAAAAAAUGCUCCAAAUAUUAUGCUCAAUACGGCAAACAAAGACUGACCAGUGGGAUUAUCACUUCUUACAAGAUAGCCCAAGGCACCAAGAGUAGUAGUUACAAUUUUGCUUGUGCUCUGGGACCUUAUUGUCUCACUCAAGAGCCCGACUUUUUUGCGGACACUCUUUUUGUGGUUGAUGCUUUCCACGCCAAGGGACAUCCUAAAUGCUCCCCAGCAGCAUUUUUGACCAGCUAUGCCAGAACAGAUCCUCAACUCGGUCACAUAAAUUCAAUUGCAGCUAAAUGUGGGGAUAGUGCUAUCAAGAGAAUCCAGAAAUCUGUUAGCUACAUGUCCCAAGAUCGUGCCAUAUUGUACACCAAAGUCUUCUUGUCCAUAUGGAACAGAUUGAAAAUUCAUCAUAUGAUAGGUACUGAUAUGUAA
Molecule: messenger RNA, 1494 nt
Organism: Serpula lacrymans var. lacrymans S7.9
Lineage: Eukaryota; Fungi; Basidiomycota; Agaricomycetes; Boletales; Serpulaceae
Exons: 10
Coding region: 1-1494 (497 amino acids)
Source: RefSeq, a predicted model, not a curated record